Haplochromis burtoni (Burton's mouthbrooder) is the source of this 5626-nucleotide messenger RNA. RefSeq names its product chloride channel, voltage-sensitive 1b (gene clcn1b). Bases 1323 to 4367 code for a protein of 1014 amino acids. The transcript is spliced from 22 exons. Gene Ontology annotation, biological process: chloride transport; transmembrane transport. Gene Ontology annotation, molecular function: voltage-gated chloride channel activity. NCBI's taxonomy places the organism in Eukaryota, Metazoa, Chordata, Actinopteri, Cichliformes, Cichlidae. Gene Ontology annotation, cellular component: membrane. The record is from RefSeq and is a predicted model, not a curated record.
UGCAUGCUCCGCUCCAUUUGAUCCUCCUUGUUGCUGUGUUUGUGUGUGUUGUUCCCGGCGUUCAGCUUGUCCCCCUCCGUUCUCAGGUAUAGUAUAACUGGCUCCCCACUAUUCCGCUGUGCUCAGGUCGUGCUGCGACCGGGACAACGUACGCAUCUCUCACACUGCCCGCCACCCACUGAUAAUGUUCUUAGUGUAUCAGAUAGAGCCCCCCGGGCCAGCUGUCCACAAUCAUUCUCGUUUGACAUACACGCACACGCCGGUGGUCUGUGUAACACAUUUCUCCCUGGCCUCCGGUAUAGCUGUGAGAUCAGGCUGUUAUGCAUUAGCGUGUGGGCCACAAAGCAGGGCUGGGUUAGGGGGGGAUCUGCCUGUGCUUUUGUGGUUGUCAUAAUAGCUGCUGGUGUCAACGGGUUAGGAGGAGGAACCAGAGGAGAAACCCGCCAGUGAACUAGAGAUGUUUAAUUUAAAGUUGCUUGAAUGGGAUGUUGGCUGAGCACACCAAAGGCCCGAUGUAAAGCACAAAUUCACCUCCUCGCCUAUCCUCUUGGUACCUGGAUCCUGUGCAGAGCUGAUCAGUAUGAGCUGAGCUCUUGCUAUUGGGGGUGUGUCUAGGGGUGAUUUUUUUUUCUUUCCCCCUCCUUCUAAGAGAGGACUGCCAUAGCAUGUGAGUGUUACGGGGAUUGCCUUGCGGCAUUGGCUGAAUAGGUGCGGACUGUCAUAGGGGUGUCAUGUGCACCUUCCUGCUCACGUUGCAGGGGCAGCCCUAUGUUGGGGCGGGGGGGGGACCCUUCCAACUACCACCCCUCUCAACACUCCUGUCCAAACAAGAACAGGCCAUCCAAACACACACACCUAAUGGCCGUCUGGCAGGGAGGGUGCUGCUUAGGGCAACAAGUUGCGUGUGUGUGUUAUUAGGUGUCUGCAGUUCUAAUAAAGGAAAGCAGUGUGUCCUUCACUGCCUCAUCAGAUGGCUUUGCUCUGCUUUGUCUGCCUUUCUGAUUUCUGUCUAUGUGUCUGUCGGUGUUGCGGUGGAGCUGGAUGGCUCUUAGACUGUGGGUCAUCUGGAGAAAGGCGCUUUCGGGAUGGACCUCACCUGUACUUAUGGACUAUCUCUAUGCAAUGAGUGUGUUUGAGACUGAGAAACUUUAGAUGUUUUUGUGGUGUUUUUGACCUGGUGUGAAGUGGGUAUACAAUAAGGCAGCGUGUGUGUGUGUUUGUGUUUGUGUAUGUGUAUGUGUGUGUGACAUUGCUGUUGCCCACGCCAUUAGAAAUGCUGGGGUGUCCAGCGAGAUUAUUUUUGGAUCAGUGACAGCGUGUCAAUGGCUGCAGAUGCAUCGCAAAGGAAGGCUCUGAGCUACCAACAGACCCUGCUCUACGGAGAGUACAGGGAGCAGCUGGGAAACUUCGCCCGACGGGAGGCUGCCCGUUUACUGACAGAGAGACAAUGGAGAAGACAGGCAGGGGACAAUACCGCAGCCACAGGCCGCAAAGGCCACGGCCGGCGGCAUCAUCAUCAGCACCCUGUGACCCUGGAGUCGCAUCACAGCCAUGCCUCCUCCACCAAGAAGCCUCGUCCCUACUCCAAAUGCCAAGAUUGUUUGGCUCGUGUGCGGCGCUACAUAGUGACAAAAAUGGGAGAGGACUGGAUUUUCCUGGUUCUUCUGGGACUGACUAUGGCUCUAGUUAGCUGGAGUAUGGACUAUGCUAGUGCCAAGAGCCUGCAAGCCUAUAAAUGGGUGCAUGGGGAGCUUAAGGGCAAUGUACUGCUCCAGUACCUCGCCUGGGUUACGUAUCCCAUGAUCCUUGUCAUGUUCGCCUCGCUCUUCUGUCACCUGGUUUCCCCGCAGGCCAUCGGUUCUGGUAUCCCUGAGCUGAAAACCAUCCUGAGAGGUGUAGUCUUAAAAGAAUAUCUGACCCUUAAAGCCUUCAUAGCUAAAGUCAUCGGCCUAACCGCUGGCCUGGGCAGUGGGAUGCCUGUGGGCAAAGAGGGUCCCUUUGUCCACAUUGCCAGCAUCUGCGCCGCAGUGUUGAGUCGAUUCAUGUCCAUCUUCUCUGGAGUCUACGAGAACCCUUAUGGUUACACAGAUAUACUGACUGUUGGCUGUGCCGUGGGGGUGGGAUGCUGUUUUGGCACUCCACUAGGAGGGGUGCUGUUUAGUAUUGAGGUCACGUCUACCUACUUUGCGGUGAGGAAUUACUGGCGGGGAUACUUUGCCGCCACAUUCAGUGCCUUCAUAUUCCGGGUGCUGUCUGUUUGGAACAAGGAUGCUGUCACAAUCACAGCCCUCUUCAAAACAAACUUUCGGAUGGAUUUUCCCUUUGACCUUCAAGAGCUGCCUGCAUUUGCAAUAAUAGGGAUCUCGUGCGGCUUUUUGGGAGCGUUCUUCGUUUACCUGAACAGACAGGUGGUUCUCUUCAUGAGAAGGCCUACGGCUCUUACACGCUUUCUAACCAAACAUCGUUUGAUCUAUCCAGGUGCAGUGACAUUGAUCAUCGCCACCAUCACGUUUCCUCCUGGAUUUGGACAGUUUAUGGCUGGAGAGCUGAUGCCUAGAGAGUGUAUCAACUCACUCUUUGAUAAUUUCACCUGGACCAAAAUCUCAGAAUACCCUGCUCCCCCCAGCCUGGGUCGCUCUGCCGCGUGGCUUCAUCCUCGUGUCAGUGUCUUUAUCAUCCUUCUCCUCUUCUUCAUCAUGAAGUUCUGGAUGUCAGCAGUUUCCACCACUAUGCCCAUCCCCUCAGGUGCCUUUAUGCCGGUGUUCAUAUUAGGAGCUGCUUUCGGUCGCCUUGUUGGGGAGAUCAUGGCCACUCUGUUCCCAAAUGGAAUCUUGUUUGAUGGGAUAGUCUACCGCAUCCUGCCAGGAGGUUACGCUGUCAUUGGUGCAGCAGCGAUGACGGGGGCCGUCACACAUACAGUUUCCACAGCAGUAAUUUGCUUUGAGCUCACUGGUCAAAUCUCCCACAUCCUACCCAUGAUGGUGGCUGUCAUCUUAGCUAAUAUGGUGGCGCAGGGUCUACAGCCGUCUCUCUACGACUCCAUCAUCCAGGUGAAGAAGCUACCCUACCUGCCUGAGCUGGCCCUUGGGCACAUAAGCAAGUAUAACAUCUUUGUGGAGGACAUUAUGGUGCGCAAAGUGAGAUUUCUGUCUUCUCAAGCCACCUUUCGGGAAUUAAACCAUCUGCUUGACACCACGACCCUGAAAACCAUCCCCAUCGUCGACUCCAAAGAAUCUAUGAUUCUGCUAGGUUCAAUUGAGAGGACAGAGCUUCAAGCCCUCUUGGACUGGUGGCUUUCACCUCAAAGACGAGUCUUUGAAAGAGGUCAAAGUUCACCGGGUCAAGCCUCCAAAAUCAGCUGGGAGUCAUUCACCUUUGUAGAUGAGGAGGGAGGAGAGGAAAGCCCCGACAAGACCACCACUCCUGUGCAGGAAGAAUGUAAUGGACCCGUUCCUGCCCCCAAACCUCAGGAGCCCUCCGCCAACCACACAGACUCAGGUAACACGUUAUUUCCACUACAUACAAGGACAGGUUCGCUCAUCCAUGUCACUUGUCUCUACUCUGACAUGCGUUGCCAUACCGCAUCCCCAGACAAGCGCAAGCUGCCAUCUGUCAGGAGGACCCUUCAAAGACUCUUCUCCUCCACGUCUUUGUCAGGCCAGACAGAUACUCAGGAGACCACAACCCCUCAGCUGACUGACACCAUGUCUCCAGAGGAGAUCAAAGCCUGGGAAGAGGCAGAGCUGAACAAACCAAUUGAUAUGGAGCAGAUACGCAUAGACCCCUCUCCAUUUCAGCUGGUGGAAAGAACGUCUCUGCAUAAGACCCACACUCUGUUCUCCUUGCUGGGUCUCAGUCACGCCUAUGUCACCAGCAUUGGUAAGCUGGUGGGUGUUGUGGCACUGAAAGAGUUGCAGAAAGCCAUAGAGGGCUCAACUCGGAGCGGGGUGAGGCUUCGUCCUCCUCUGGCCAGUUUCAGAGACACCAGUAGGAAAGCCAAGAAGCACCAGCCUCCCUCAUCCACCACUUCCUCGCCAACACAGGACAGAGACCUGUGGGGGGAGGGUAGCAGAAGGGAAGGGGAGCUGGUGAGGAGGGAGUCCAAAGACGAUUCCCGAGGGAAGCCUUCAAGAGGAACUCCUGGGUGUGACGUUGCUUCCUCUUCCCCCAGCACCAUGGAGAGCAAUAGUAGCUCCACCUCCACAAGAGGGGCCGAAGGCCCUGCUCAGGAGGCAGCAUCCCCCUCCACCUCCUCCUCUACCUCGCCGUCAGCCCCUGCCUCUCCCAUGUCAGCCACAAGCCCUGUCCUCACACUGUCCUCCCUGCAGGAGGAGAGGGAGAGCGAGGACUCUGAUGAGCCCAUUUAGGAGAAGUGGCUUUUAAGAAGAAAAACUUUUACCUUCUUUUAAUGUCACUCCUUUUCCGAAAAGACAAAGCUGCAGUUUAGAUGGAGGAGUCAAAGCCACCUGCGGCUGUCACAGACAUUCAGCUCUCGGUGGGCAGGAGGAACUGGUGCACACAAAGCUCAAGAAACUUUUAGUACAGGAUAUUUUUUUCUAUUCUGAUGAUAGUUUCACUUUUCCACUCUUUAAAAUCUCAGGUGCUUUCCCGUGUCUUCUGAACUGCUGACAACCGUUUCACUGAAGUUCAAUCUUCCAAGCGUAUCUCUGAAAUGCCGAAAACAGCUGAUUUUCACAUGUAUUAAGAUCUGUUAAUGUCAUUAAAGGUAUAAUAUGCAGCAAUGGUCAGUUAUUGUAAACUUGGCCUUGAGAAUGAGGAUGGAGGGAACAGCUUUAGCAAGAAAAAAGCAAUGAAUCAUAAUUUUCUAAUUGUUUUACAAUGAUUGAGUUCUGAAGCAGAAAUCACACAAGUCAGCAGGGAAGGUGCUGCAUUUCUUAAUUUAGUGUGAAUUAGGUGUGGCUCUAGGCUAUAAACUGGUGUUGACAAUGACUAUAACACAUUACCAGAUAACAUUGCAUUAAUACUUUCUGUGGUUUUUAAGUAGCUACUGCCCAGUGUGUGACACUGGAAACCAUAAAAACAUGAGUGCCAGUCAGUAGUAGUUAUUCCAGUCUAAUUAUUAAAAUUUCUUUCUUAUUUUGGAUAUUGGUGUAAUGAAAACAUGCAAUGAAAACUAACAUCACAACAGCUCUUUUAUAAUAUUUAUGAGGAAAGAAAUAGAGGCAGUGAUGUAAUCCCGCCCUCCUGUUGUUAUUAGCUGGGGGCUACACAAUCAUUGCCCAAUGCUUGCAACCCAGGAAUGUACAGAAAACAGGAAAAACAGAAUAUAUUAAAUCAGUCUGUGCAGAUAAAUACAACAGUAAAGGAAAACUGAGAGAUUUUACUGUUUUAGGAAAAUCCUGCAUAUUAUACCUUUAAGUACCUGUAGGGUAGCUGACAGUAAAGAAUUGUAUUAUAAUGAAAUAAUAUAGUGAUUAAGACUUAAUUAAUUUGACUGAUGGGUCAAAGAGAUCACACAUUUAAAGUUUACUGAUUGAGGUUAAUUUAAAAUUAUAACUUGUUAUAACAUGUUUAUUAUGUAUUUUCUGUAUUGUGAAUCUAAAUCAUUAUUACUGGUUUGUAAUUUUUAAAAAAUAAUAAAUACUAUAUUUGUCCACUAACUUAU